AUGAGGGAAGUAGUUCACAAAAAUCUUUAUAGAAGCUAUCUAGUUGGAAAGAAGAGAGAACCUGUUAAUAUUCUGCAGUAUGCUGAUGAUACUGUUUUUGUGGGUGAGGUUGAUUGGCAGAAUGUUCAUGCUAUAAAGACCCUGCUUAGAGGCUUUGAAUUGGCUUCUGGCUUGAAGAUUAACUUUGCUAAAAGUCAAUUCGGGAUCAUAGGAGGUGGAGUUAAUUGGGGUUUGGCAGCAGCUAAUAUCCUGAACUGCAGUCAAAUGAAUUACCCCUUUCACUAUUUAGGCAUUCCCAUUGGUGCCAAUCCUUCCAGUCUGAUGGUUUGGGAGCCUCUCAUUACUAAAUUCAAAGCAAAACUAUCCAAAUGGGCCCAGAAAGAUAUAUCCAUGGGGGGGAAGGUCACACUUAUCAAUUCUGUUCUGAAUGCUCUUCCAAUCUAUCUUCUUUCCUUUUUCAGGAUUCCCCAAAGGAUAGUCCAAAAAUUAAUUUCCUUACAAAGGAAAUUUCUGUGGGGAGGAGACAAUACUCAUAAUAAAAUUCCUUGGGUGAAAUGGGCUGAUAUUUGUCUGCCCAAGAAUGAGGGGGGAUUGGGUAUAAAGGAUAUUUCGAAGUUCAAUGUAGCCUUGAUGGGUAGAUGGAUAUGGGCUUUUGCAUCUGGUCAGCAGCAGCUUUGGGUAAGAGUUCUAAUCUCUAAAUAUGGUGGAUGGCCUGAGUUCCAACAUGAUACAGAUAAGAGGGGAUUUUCUCAUUGGUGGAGGGACCUUAGAAAGAUAUUUCACCAGUCAGAUCACAAUAUCUUCAAGCACCAAUUGACUUGGAAGGUGGGAUGUGGGGAAACAAUCAAGUUCUGGACAGACAAGUGGCUAGGGGAAGAUUAUACCCUUGAACAUAAAUAUAAUCAGCUUUUUUUUAUUAGUAGGCAGCAAAAUUGUCUCAUCUCAAAUAUGGGAGAAUUUAAUCAUGAUCGCUGGGAAUGGAACCUUAGAUGGAGAAGGAACUUAUUUGAUCAUGAAAGAUUAGACCAAACAUACCUACGUGAGGUGGCGAAGGAGAAGAAGCACAGACUUCUGACGAUGCUCGAGUGCGACGAACACGAUGCUCGACCUUAG
This is a messenger RNA of Glycine soja, 1113 nucleotides long. RefSeq lists its product as uncharacterized. Lineage: Eukaryota; Viridiplantae; Streptophyta; Magnoliopsida; Fabales; Fabaceae. Bases 1 to 1113 code for a protein of 370 amino acids. The transcript is spliced from 2 exons. The record is from RefSeq and is a predicted model, not a curated record.